GCUGGUAUUCAGAUUUUGUCUGUGAGGAUUACUAUACUAAAUCACGUGUAUAUUAAAGUUAGAUAAAAUUUAAUGUUCUCUAAGUAUUUGCAACAAAGUGUAUUUAUUUAAAAUUACCGGCAUCUAUAUCUCUUAGAUGACAUCUGGAAUUAGUAGGAGAGAAACGGCCGAAAACUUUGUAUUAGAAUUAAUAUGCAGAAUUUAAACCAUUAAACGACUAGUUAAACGAAAUUAAGAAAAAUGUAUGGAACACAAAAAAAAAUUAUAAUUCGCCUUUUAUUCUGGAAGACGCUAUUAAACGUCUGUUCCGCAGAAAUCGUAAAAAGAUCGCCUCUUGAACUUGGCUUUGUGACGUUUCCUGAAGUUGAGAAGUCGAGAUUUGUUUUAUUUAAUAUGACUAAAGUAGAGGAAGUAAAGUCACCAGAAAAAGAAUUUCACGGUCUAUCCACAAAAUCGCCGAUAAUCACUCACAGCACUGAAUGGAUACAGGGUUAUAUUAAAAACCAUGCUUUUAUACCAGCCCAUAUUCACCAUAUAUUCAUACCCUUCGUGAUAUCGGUGAAACACCAUGCAUCCUAUAAUGAGCACAUAUAUCCAGAGAUCAUAGGAGGAUAUGGAAUAGGUCAACAAUCCGGUGGGCAAGGAGCAGGGCAUGGCUUUCAAAUAUUAUUUAAUUGA
Messenger RNA from Diabrotica balteata, 678 nucleotides. The record is from the annotation of a GenBank genome assembly. Lineage: Eukaryota; Metazoa; Arthropoda; Insecta; Coleoptera; Chrysomelidae.